Lytechinus pictus (painted urchin) is the source of this 3909-nucleotide messenger RNA. RefSeq names its product transcription factor SPT20 homolog. The coding region runs from base 273 to 1118 and encodes 281 amino acids. NCBI's taxonomy places the organism in Eukaryota, Metazoa, Echinodermata, Echinoidea, Temnopleuroida, Toxopneustidae. The transcript has 5 exons. The record is from RefSeq and is a predicted model, not a curated record.
CCCCCAGGGGGGCGUUUCAUGAACAUUUCCCGUCUGACAUCUUGUCAGAUCCGACAACUACGUCAUCGUCUGACAUCUUGUCAGAACUGACCAAAAAACCGUUUCAUGAAGCUCGCAGCGGCCGUCUGACAUCUUGUCAGACGGUUUUAAUUAUUACAUCGUAGUGAACGAGCCUACUGACCAAUUAGGCUCCGCCCCAAACUGGCGGCAAAGAAAAACAUUAAAAAUUUUCGCGAUCGUACCCUUCUGCUGCUGCUGCUGUCUGAGCAAAGAUGGACACGAACACAGAAGAACCGACGGAUGGACCGAGAGUAACAUAUAACGAUGCCCAAGUACAGGCAAUAUGUUCAUAUGUGAGAGAGAAUUACACUGAAUUAUUUCCAUGUAGUGACAAGCCAAAUACCAGAGGACGUGUUGCAGAGGCAUGGGACAGGGCAGCCACCACAUUGAUGAGUGGUGGUCUGCCCAUUUCUAAUGCCAAGAAGGCCCCUGGUGUGCACCUCCGUGACCUAUGGCACAAGAUGGUGUCGAGGGCCAAAAAGUACCGUGAUGACCGUUCACGUACAGGUGGUGGCCCUCGACCCAGGUUCCAUCAGCGCCAUGAAAUGGUCAUGGAGGUGCUACCUAAACCUGCAUGCAUGGGCUUUCUUGGCCAAGAGAGCGAAGGAGGGAAUUUAAUUGCCUUACUAACGAAUACGGAAGACUUUGAUAACAUGGAAGAGCAAUAUCAGACAACACGGCAGCAUCAACAACAGCAGCAGCGGCAGCAACAACAGCAACAACACCAGACACAGCAACAACACCAGACAGGGCAACAACAGCAACAACACCAGACACAGCACCAGACCCAACAACAACACCAGUCACUCCAGACCCAGCAACAGCAAGUGCAACCUUUGAAUGAACACCAUCAACAAGAUCGACGGCAAAAACCACAGCAUUCUAACCUUCGACAAGUGCGAAAAAGGAAAGCAGAUUAUCAGUGGGAGUUGCUGGAGUGUGAAAAGGAAAAGCUAGGUGUAAUGAGGCAGAGACUAGAGGUUGAGAGAGAAAAAGUUCAAGUAUUGAAGCAAAUAUUUAACAAACUUAGUGGCAAUGUGUCAGAGAAUGAAUCAUAAUUCCAUAAACAAUUUUGAUAGAGUAAAGAAAGUAAUAACUAUAAAGACAAAUUUUGGAAUAGUUAGAACAAUCACGGUUUGAAUGAAAGUGAUUGGAAAUAAUUGCAUUUAUCAUUAAAUGCACACAAAGGUACUGUGUUCUAAUUUGUUUCAUUAGAUAUGGUUUCAAAUGAAAACUUACAAUUGAUGAUUAGGAAUUUUAUAGCAACCAGACAAUAGUAAAGGACUUUUUCUUCAAAAGUUUGGUAUUAAAACCGAUGACAGAUAAAUUUUGGUACAAGUAAAUUUAAAGGAUGACAAACUGACAGUUGAUUUAUGCAAAAAAACUACGAAUGAUGUCAUCUCUAACUUGUUUUCCUGUCAUGGCAUCCCCCUCUUCAUUGAGGUCGUUGGCUUCAUCACCAGCGUCGUCGUCAACCCUCUCCUGUUCAACCUCUGGCUGCUUCAUCUGCUUGCUUAUGUUAUGAAGGCAGGCACAUGCCGUUAUCACAUCGCUCGCUCGUUCUGGAAUCAUGUUGAGCCCUCCACCAAUCAGGCAACGGAAUUUAGACUUCAAUUGUCCGUUGACUUGUUCUAUCACAACUCUGGUGCAACUGUGAGCUCUGUUUGAAAAUGAGAGAGAGAGAAGAUUAAUAGGACUACUAAUUUCCUUCUCAGAGGUCUUUUAACCCUAACUAGGCCUGGCUUUUUUGGUUGUUCUGUGGCCGUAGGGGGUUGAUUUACCCCCCCCCCCCCCCGGCCGUUUUUUGUCUUAAGGAAGAAACAAUGUUAUCUAUGAUGAUCUCAGGAUUUUUUUUUUUUCUUGCUCCUUUACUCUUACACAUGAUUAUUGUGAGUGAAGUUUCAAAUGCCAUGUUAUCUGUUGUAAGAUAAAUAUGAUAUUGGUAUACAGUGGACAGGUAAUGCAGUAGGUAUUAUUAACUAAGAAAAUGGUGGCAUUGAUUGUUACAUACUGAUUGUAUCUUCUCUCUCCUCGUGUUCUUGGCAGUGGUACCGGUGUCAUUAGCCAUGAUUGGAGGCCGUAGCCAGAGUCCCCCAGCAACAAUCCAUUUAGUGCUCCUUCUCUGAAGGCCUGGGCAAUUACGCUGGUCUGUUGAAAUGAGAGCAAGACAUUUCCUAUGAAAAUUUCCCCCUCAGUUCUUCUGGCAUUUGUAUAAAGAGUGACUAACAUUGUAACUUUAGCUUCAUUAUUGCUCUAUACCACAAUUUGCUUCCUUCUGGCUUGAAUUAGCAGUGGUUGUUAUUGACAAAAUCCCCAAUCUAUAGCUAUGAGGUACAUUUACAUUUUAUAGUAUUCAUUGUACUGAAAAUUUCUUUUUGUUCAGUAUAAUGUUUCCAAAUUCCUAGUUAUGGCUCCAGGUUCAUUUUAUAGCCCUACUUAUGAAUUCAUCUAACUUAAAAUAAUAAUAAUAAUAUACAACAUUUAUAAAGCACUUUAUACAGUUCAAGAAUACUAACUGAGUCAUGUUGAUUUUUUUUUUCAUGUUAUCUAUUUUUUUUUUUUUGGGGGGGGGGGGAGGGGGAAGGGAGGAUAAAAAACCUUCAAAUCUUACCCUGCAAAUCCUGCUAUCGUGCGUAGAUCCAGGCCAUCGAGCAGAAAUGCUCGUUAUCUCAUACUGGGCAUUGCAUGUUAGUUGGACAUUUAUACUGUAGAAGCCCUUUCUGUUUACAUAGAGAUGUUCGGCUGCUCCUAGGGGGACUCCAUUGAUCCGAACAUGAGUACCGUCAAUAGCCCCAACCACGUUGGGAAAGCUUGCCAGGAGGAAGAAACGUCUUUGGGUAUCACGCACUUCUUCUUGUGUGCAGGGAAAUUUAAUGAACUGUAGAAAAAUGAUUGAUAAAAAAAGAAUUGUUUGAAUAUUCAGACUCUCUUCAUUUGAGAUUAAGGCUAAUGAAGCUUGCCUGCAAGGAAUAAGAACUUGCUUUGUUGUUUUAACCAAGUAUCCGAUAUAUUGUGUUAACAAAUGAAAUAAUAUAUGUACAUAUAUAUAUAGAUAUUGAUUAACUCAAUCGUAUGCUCAUAUUGUACAACAUCCAGUUAGCAGGUCAAUAUUUGUACAUAAAAUUACACAUGUGCUGAAUGUCCAGCAAGUAAGAAAUGUCUUUAAAUUAUUUGUAAAUAUGCAUGAUUUAGAAUAAUUAGCAAGAUGAUAAACUUGAACAGAAGAUAUGAAUAUUUUUUCAAUGAAAAUAUUAACAGCAAAAUUCCACACUAACACUCAUGUGUAUUUCUUUGAUGUAUUUUCUUGAAAUUUGAAAUAAUUUAUUAACUGCAUGCUUACUUUCACAUAUUGUAUUUUCUACAGAAAAGUAAAACAAUUGUUGUACAAACAUAUUUAUUUGAUGCAGGAUACAAAUGAAUAUUGUUAUAAUGAAUAUUAUUAUAUUGGAUAUUUUUAUUGAAAAAUAUAUAUUUGAAUUUAACACAGUAUUGUUUAAAAUAGCAAUAUAUAGUACAAGUAAUAUAUGAAAAUAAGAUACAUGUUUGAUGAUUAUUUAUUAAUAAAUUCCAAUCCCAGAAUUAAAGCAAUUGCCUCCCUAUAUUUCUUUACUUUUUGGAUGUUGUCUCUGUUUUGCAUAUGUUCCAGGUAACUAACAAUUGCUGUAAAUACAUAUUUUAUGUGGUAGGUAAUUAUAAAUGAUAAUAUUUAUGAAUGAAUUUUAUAAUACCUGUAUUUGUGAAUUUAAAGAAAAUAUUUAAAAUAACUGCCAGUAGUAAUAAAUGAAAACAUGAUGUGUAAAAUGAUAUUGAUUAUUAAUAUUAGCAAUAAAAUUGUAUGCUGUAAAUUAU